GGAAAGCAAAGCUGUGUUAGGCUCUGACAAACUAAACUAAAGAAGGUAAACGAAAAAAAAAGAAGAAGACAGAAAGGCUGAAGAGGAUAUUGGUGGGCCUUGGAGCCCAAUCAAAAAUCAGUAUGACAGACAAGAAAAUCAGCCUACCCGCUAAGCUGAUUAAUGGAGGUGUGGCCGGCCUGGUUGGUGUGACAUGUGUAUUUCCUAUUGACUUGGCCAAGACACGCCUCCAGAACCAGCAGGGCGUCAAGGUCUACAAAGGAAUGCUGGACUGUCUUGCAAAGACGAUACGCUCGGAAGGCUAUUUUGGAUGCUACAGAGGUGCAGCAGUAAACCUCACUUUGGUAACACCAGAAAAGGCCAUUAAGUUGGCAGCCAAUGAUGUCUUUAGACAAAAGCUCUCAAAGGAUGGGAAGUUGCCCUUGUGGGGAGAGGUACUGGCAGGCUGUGGGGCUGGGACUUGUCAAGUUGUGGUGACCACUCCAAUGGAGAUGCUUAAAAUACAGCUGCAGGAUGCAGGAAGGCUGGCUGCUCAGAGACCAGCGCAGGCACCUGCGCAGACUGUAGGUCCAGCUCCAUCACUUGUGUCGUCAGUGCAGCCGGCCCCUCCCCAAAGGCCCUCUGCUACCGGCCUCACAGUGCAGCUGCUGAAGACCCACGGUCUGGCCGGCCUCUACAGGGGAGCAGGAGCUACUUUAAUGAGGGACGUACCAUUCUCAAUGAUCUACUUCCCACUCUUUGCCAACUUGAAUGCUUUUGGCCGGGAAAGCCACAGUGACGUGCAAGGUCGAGCACCCUUCUGGCAGUCCUUUGUGGCAGGCUGCAUGGCUGGCUCCAUAGCUGCUGUAGCUGUUACCCCAUUGGAUGUCAUCAAAACUAGAAUACAGACCUUACAAAAAGGAGAAGGGGAGGACACUUAUCGAGGAAUAAUAGACUGCACAAGGCGCAUCAUGAAGAGAGAGGGCCCUUCAGCGUUCCUGAAAGGAGCAACAUGUCGUGCUCUAGUCAUCGCUCCACUGUUUGGCAUUGCUCAGGGCGUCUACUUCCUCGGUGUAGGGGAAGCGGUUUUAGGGCUGCUGGAAUAGCCCUGCGGGAGGAUGAAGGAUGUGUUGCAUAAAUUGCUCUGCCUUGAAGUCACACCGAUGAGAUAAGCACAUGGGCAGAAUUUGUGGUUGACCAAAUGAAGAGUGUGAUCCAUUCUCGUGUCUAUCCACCAAAAUGGAUCAGCUUGUUUACUUCACUUAAAUGGCUGUUGUAUCGGUCAAACAGGGCUGUUGAGCAGAGUAUGUGGCUCUUCCAAG
Boleophthalmus pectinirostris (great blue-spotted mudskipper) is the source of this 1301-nucleotide messenger RNA. RefSeq names its product solute carrier family 25 member 18 (gene slc25a18). The transcript has 9 exons. The record is from RefSeq and is a predicted model, not a curated record. Lineage: Eukaryota; Metazoa; Chordata; Actinopteri; Gobiiformes; Gobiidae. The coding region runs from base 123 to 1085 and encodes 320 amino acids. Gene Ontology annotation, biological process: malate-aspartate shuttle; L-glutamate transmembrane transport; aspartate transmembrane transport. Gene Ontology annotation, molecular function: L-glutamate transmembrane transporter activity; L-aspartate transmembrane transporter activity.